Messenger RNA from Choloepus didactylus (southern two-toed sloth), 3101 nucleotides. RefSeq names its product sorting nexin 2 (gene SNX2). The transcript has 17 exons. Gene Ontology annotation, cellular component: endosome; endosome membrane; retromer complex. Gene Ontology annotation, molecular function: phosphatidylinositol binding. Gene Ontology annotation, biological process: early endosome to Golgi transport; intracellular protein transport. The record is from RefSeq and is a predicted model, not a curated record. The coding region runs from base 357 to 1736 and encodes 459 amino acids. NCBI's taxonomy places the organism in Eukaryota, Metazoa, Chordata, Mammalia, Pilosa, Megalonychidae.
CGUGUUGGCGAGCGAAGAUGGCGGCCGAGAGGGAGCCUCCUCCGCUGGGGGACGGGAAGCCCACCGACUUUGAGGACCUGGAGGACGGAGAGGACCUGUUCACCAGCACUGUUUCUACGCUUGAGACUUUUUAGGAACCACAGUGUUCAUAAAGUUGAAAAGAAGUAGUAGUCCAGGAAACUUUUUUUUUUCUUCUGAAGUUACCAGUGGAGAAAUAGAAACGGAUCACCACCUUCUUUUCCUCUUUUCUCGCAUGGUCAGCGAUCUCUCAAUCAAGUCCAUCAUCUCCAGAACCAGCUGGUCUUCCUGCAGAAGAUAUUAGUACAAACUCCAAUGGUCCAAAACGCAAAGAAGUUAUGCUAGAUGAUGACAGAGAAGAUCUUUUUGCAGAAGCCACGGAAGAAGUUUCUUUGGACAGUCCAGAAAAGGAACCUAUUCUGUCUUCAGAGCCUUCUCCUGCAGUUACCCCUGUCACCCCUACUACACUCAUUGCUCCCAGAAUUGAAUCAAAGAGUAUAUCUGCUCCUGUAAUCUUCGAUAGAUCCAGGGAGGAGAUUGAAGAAGAAGCAAAUGGAGAUAUUUUUGAUAUAGAAAUUGGUGUGUCAGAUCCAGAAAAAGUUGGUGAUGGCAUGAAUGCUUACAUGGCAUAUAGGGUGACCACAAAGACUUCCCUUUCCAUGUUCAGUAAGAGUGAAUUUUCUGUUAAAAGAAGAUUCAGUGACUUUCUUGGCUUGCAUAGCAAAUUAGCAAGCAAGUAUUUACAUGUUGGUUAUAUUGUGCCACCAGCUCCAGAAAAGAGUAUAGUAGGCAUGACCAAGGUCAAAGUGGGAAAAGAAGAUUCAUCAUCCACUGAAUUUGUAGAAAAACGGAGAGCAGCUCUUGAAAGAUAUCUUCAACGAACUGUAAAACAUCCAACUUUACUACAGGAUCCUGAUUUAAGGCAAUUCUUGGAAAGUUCUGAGCUGCCUAGAGCAGUUAAUACACAGGCUCUGAGUGGAGCAGGAAUAUUGAGGAUGGUGAACAAGGCUGCCGACGCUGUCAACAAAAUGACAAUCAAGAUGAAUGAAUCGGAUGCAUGGUUUGAAGAAAAGCAGCAGCAAUUUGAGAACCUGGAUCAGCAACUUAGGAAACUUCAUGCCAGUGUUGAAGCCUUGGUCUGUCAUAGAAAAGAACUUUCAGCCAACACAGCUGCCUUUGCUAAAAGUGCUGCCAUGUUAGGUAAUUCUGAGGAUCACACUGCUUUAUCUAGAGCUUUGUCUCAGCUUGCCGAGGUUGAGGAGAAGAUAGAUCAGUUACAUCAAGAACAAGCUUUUGCUGACUUUUAUAUGUUUUCAGAACUACUAAGUGACUACAUUCGUCUUAUUGCUGCAGUGAAAGGUGUGUUUGACCAUCGAAUGAAGUGCUGGCAGAAAUGGGAAGACGCUCAAAUGACUUUACUCAAAAAACGUGAAACUGAAGCAAAAAUGAUGGUUGCUAACAAACCAGAGAAAAUACAGCAAGCUAAAAAUGAAAUAAGAGAGGAAAUUGAAGAGUGGGAGGCCAAAGUGCAACAAGGAGAAAGAGAUUUUGAACAGAUCUCUAAAACGAUUCGAAAAGAAGUGGGAAGAUUUGAGAAGGAACGAGUGAAAGAUUUUAAAACGGUUAUUAUCAAGUACUUAGAAUCAUUAGUACAAACACAACAACAGCUGAUAAAAUACUGGGAGGCAUUUCUACCUGAAGCAAAAGCCAUUGCCUAGCAAGAAGAUUAUUCCUGUUAAGAUUUUGGAUGAUUGUUCCAGUUACGCUGAAUUCCACAGUGAAAUCAUUUAAAACCAUCUAAAUAAACCACUAUAUAUUUUAUGAAUUACAUGUGGUUUUUUUAUAUAUAUGCUCUGACAUUUUAUUACAAGCUGCAUGUCCUGACCUUCUUUGAAUUAAGUGGACUGUGGCAUGACAUUCUGCAGUACUUUGCUGAAUUGAACACUAUUGUGUCUUAAAUACUUGCACUAAAAAGUGCAUUGCAAGGCCAGAAAAUUUUACAAUAUUUUUUCUUUACAAUAUGUUCUCUAGUAUGUUUCUCUGAUCUUUAUGAAGUGAAUUAUCAAUGCAGUGAUUAAUGUUCACUUAUACAUUCCUGUACAGAAAUUAUGAUUUUGUGAUUAUAGUAAUAAAAUGAUAUUCCUUGUGAAAUAUUAGUAACAAAUUAUUUGGGUAUGUAAACAUAGUAGGGAUCUUUUUAAAGUUAUUUUUAACAGUAAGAAACUUUUUCUUCCAGAUGUAUAUAGGUAAUGCUAUGAUUCCAUAAUUGUUUUAAUUGACAGAAAAGGCUGAACUCUUACAUGAUUAAAUGACUAAAUGAAGCUUAAGUUUUCUUAUGAAACCAUCAUAAAUCAAAGGACAUUUAUAUCUUGUUUGAUAUCUCAGGAAUGCUUUUGUCUUGGGUGCAGAGGAGAAUAAUUGUUUAUAUCCAUCCCUAUUAUAAAGUGCCCAAUUUAAGAAUUAUGAAAAAAACGUAUGUGCUUCUGUUACAAAUUUUACGGAUUUUGCUAUCUUUUGUUACCUUUGAGGUCCAGAACUUUUCAUAUACUCAUUUUAUUCCUUGCCUGUUCUUUCCUCAUAUUUUGUUUUAAACUAUGUCUGUGAUCAUAAUUGACAAAGAUUGGUAGCAUGCUGAAAUACACUGUGAUUUGAUGAAUUACAAAGGAUAGCACAAAGCAUAUUUGAAGUAAAAUUGCCAUUGGCAACUUUCUCACUUAUUUUUGUAUCCAAUUUUGAUGGCUGUUACCUAAUCUUUAAUGCCGAUGAAAAGUUGACUGACAUCAGAGAUUUCAUUUUUUUAAAAGUAUGUUUGAAGACACCCCUCUUCUCAAGCUUAACAGCCAUGUAUGUGUUUCAGAGGACUAAGAUAUGGUAUGUGUAGCUGAGUCCUCUCUAGUGACUUACUGGAUACAGUUAAUGUAUCAGAGUAUCCUCAGCAUGUGUUUGUGUUCACUUAUUUUAAUUGAAAUUUUAAGCCUGUAUUCCUAGCACCCAGCAGAGUGCCUGGCACAAACAUGAUAGGUUAAUAAUAAAAACUCAAUUAACAGAAAAAAAAAAAAAAAAUCCCAGAAGAUGCAAAAUAA